UUACAUUGUAGUCCCCCCCCCCCGCCCCACCACCUCUCAAAGGAAAGUUGGAGCUGUCAUCCUAGCAGAGCAGAAAGUUUAUUUGACUUUUAUAAAAAAGGGAGAGAGAAAGAAAGAAAGUGACGUAAAAAUUCUUAAAGAGCUCUUUGGCAGCAGAUUAUCUGGGAAUCAGACCAUGUGAGAAGGGUGUACAAAAGGCCCCCCCCCACCAUGCUGAACGGUCCAGAGCCUCGGAAGCAAAUGUAGGAGCCAUGCGAGCCGGAGGAGUCCAGGUGGAGCGAAGUGGUACCAACCCCCUGGGAGAGCAGAUUUAAGCGGCGUGUUUCCCCAAGAACCCAGUGGACAUAAAGCCUGGAGCCACACAGCUGACACUGAGAAACUCGCAGGAAAAAAAAAGUAUCUAUCGCCAAACGGUGGUCCUAGCGUCCGUCACUUACAAAUGGACAAAAGCUUCACCUUCUAACCAGCGGUAUGGAGAAGACAGACCCCAACAAUGAGAGCCAACCUCUCUCUUCGAAAAAAGGGGGCUGUAGAGAAGGGGAUGAUUGUGCGGAGAACGGACAUCUCCUCAAGAGCGCCAGACCUACACUGCUCCUGACAGGGGACACGCACAGAGCACAGCCAAACCAGGGGGACAAAGGGGCCACGAGCCAGAUCUCCAACGGAUAUUCCUUGGCUCAGAGCCCGAGUCCGAGAGACGGGGUGGAGGCCUCGGCCGGUACCCCAUGCGCUGCAGCAAUGACUACCAGCACGGUCUCUCCCACUUGCAGGAUAGAAGUUAGGCAACACCUGAGGGAGCUGGAUGAGAGAGAGACCUGGAGCAAGAAAAUGGACUUUCUCCUCUCUGUUAUUGGCUAUGCAGUAGAUCUGGGCAACGUUUGGCGAUUUCCUUACAUUUGUUACCAAAAUGGAGGAGGGGCUUUCCUCAUCCCUUACACCAUCAUGGCGAUCUUUGGAGGGAUCCCUCUCUUCUACAUGGAACUGGCCCUGGGGCAGUAUCACCGCAGUGGAUGCAUCUCAGUCUGGAGGAAAAUCUGCCCUAUUUUCAAAGGAAUUGGCUUUGCCAUCUGCAUCAUCGCUUUCUACAUCGCCUCCUACUACAACACCAUCAUGGCGUGGGCCCUGUACUACCUCAUUUCCUCCUUCGCGGAGGAGCUGCCCUGGACCAGCUGCACCAACCAUUGGAACACCGAGAGCUGCACCAACUACUUCUCCAACAAGACUAUCGCCUGGACCCAGAACUCCACCUCCCCCGCAGAAGAAUUUUACACCCGCCACAUCCUGCAGCUGCACAGAGCCAACGGCUUGGACGACCUGGGCGGGAUCAGCUGGCAGCUCACCCUCUGCCUGCUGUUCAUCUUCACCAUCGUGUACUUCAGCAUCUGGAAAGGGGUGAAAACCUCGGGCAAGGUCGUGUGGGUGACUGCCACGUUUCCUUACGCCGUCCUCUUUAUCCUGCUAAUACGGGGUGCCACUUUGCCUGGGGCUUGGAGAGGGGUGGUCUACUAUCUGAAGCCCCAGUGGCACAAACUUCUCGCCACAGAGGUGUGGGUGGAUGCCGCGGCUCAAAUUUUCUUCUCUCUGGGCCCAGGAUUUGGGGUCCUCCUUGCUUUUGCCAGCUACAACAAGUUUCACAACAACUGCUACCAGGAUGCUCUGGUAACCAGCGCCGUGAACUGCAUGACGAGCUUCAUGUCCGGAUUUGUCAUCUUUACCGUGCUUGGAUACAUGGCCGAGAUGAGGCAAGAAGAUGUCUCGGAAGUUGCCAAAGAUGCCGGACCCAGCCUCCUCUUCAUCACCUACGCAGAAGCCAUUGCCAACAUGCCUGCCUCUACUUUCUUUGCCAUUAUAUUCUUCCUGAUGUUGAUCACGCUGGGCUUAGACAGCACGUUUGCAGGGCUUGAAGGAGUGAUCACCGCCAUCCUGGAUGAAUUCCCGCACAUCUGGGGCAAGCGUCGGGAGCUCUUCGUACUCUGUUUCAUUGUGAUCUGCUUCAUGGGCGCAUUAUCAACACUGACCUUUGGUGGCGCUUAUGUCGUGAAGCUCUUUGAGGAAUAUGCAACAGGUCCAGCCCUUCUAGCCGUGGUGUUUCUGGAGUCCAUUGCGGUGGCUUGGUUCUAUGGAGUUGCCCAGUUUUGCAGUGACGUGAAAGAGAUGAUUGGAUUCAGCCCCGGCUGGUACUGGAGAGUCUGCUGGGUUGCCAUCAGCCCCCUCUUCCUCCUGUUCAUCAUCAUCAGCUUCAUGUCCAGCCCGAUGGAGCUCCGGCUUUUUGACUACACCUACCCUCACUGGACCAUGGUGCUGGGCUAUGGCAUCGGGACCUCGUCUUUCAUCUGUGUUCCCGCCUACAUGGUUUAUCGGCUGGCAGCCACCCCAGGGACACUUAAAGAGCGUAUUCUAAAAAGCAUUACUCCUGAAACCAUCACAGAGAUUCCCCUCGGGGAUAUCCGAAUGAAUGCAGUUUAAGCAACCUUGCCAUUCUGGCGGAUGCAGGGGAGGUGAGAGAGGCGGGUGAGCGUCCGUCCGCUAGGCCCUCCUCGCCUCCUGUCGCUCUAAACUCCUCUCUUCUCGAGAACCGAAUCUCCACCCGGAAGAGGAGCCUGCUGACCGGGGUUAGGCUUCCAGGCGUUCCCAACAAUGAAACACUGGCUAUGCUCCUCAGUCCCCCGUAGUGCUCUGGUUUCUUUUGAGAAUGCGUUCAUGUGAAUGAACAUCAGCGCCUCCCAACGUGGGCCCGGGGCCGCCUGACUGCAUGCCUCCGCCUGACCGCUGUUGCAGAUUAGGAUUGUGUUUAGAGUCGCACAGCUGUGCCAAGCACCCCUGUCCUCUCCACUCUCAGUGUGACCCUCUGUGGUGAACCCUGUUGUCUGUGCUUCUAAAGAUCUCAGUAUUUGCAACCAAUACUGCCCACCCCCACCCCCCCAAAAAAAACCUCCCAGGAAGAAAACAACGCAUCCCGGCCCAUUCGCCAACCUCCGUCCAAGUCAUUCACUUUUCCCACUUGAGAAGCCUGCUCAAACUCUCGUUCCGCAGCUCUUGCUCACCUCUGUCAUUUCAGACUGCAGGGGGGAGAGUACCCAUUUGGCGACGCUGUCCACAAGACAGAAAAUAUCAUCCUUCGGUGUUGAAAACCAGUCCAUCAGGAGCAAAGAAUGGUCUGGGACACUAUUAGCCCCCUACAUAGCUCCAAAGAGCUGGAUCAUGUCAUAGCUCAGAUGCUAACCAGGGUCUGCCUGCCAUGGUUAGUCCUUGGAUGGGAAACCACCCAAGAGCACCAUGGUUGCUAUGUAGAGGCGAGUUUGAGUCCCCGCUCUGCCACUUGA
Messenger RNA from Sphaerodactylus townsendi, 3323 nucleotides. RefSeq names its product solute carrier family 6 member 4 (gene SLC6A4). The transcript has 14 exons. The record is from RefSeq and is a predicted model, not a curated record. Gene Ontology annotation, biological process: sodium ion transmembrane transport; serotonin uptake. The coding region runs from base 472 to 2466 and encodes 664 amino acids. Gene Ontology annotation, molecular function: serotonin binding; serotonin:sodium:chloride symporter activity. NCBI's taxonomy places the organism in Eukaryota, Metazoa, Chordata, Lepidosauria, Squamata, Sphaerodactylidae. Gene Ontology annotation, cellular component: plasma membrane; neuron projection.